AUGGCGGCAACUACACGGUGUGGUGGUGGUGGUGACAAAUCACGGGCGAAGAAGAAACACGUCAGACUGGCAGCGGCUGAGCGCGAAUCCGAUGCGAGGAUGUCCUGGCUGGCUUCCUGCUGCCUGCAUCAUCCGCCGAGGCGCUGACCAGGGACAGCCGAACCGGAGAGCGGAGGGGCACAAUGGCGUUCACGUUCGCGGCCUUUUGUUACAUGCUCGCAUUACUGCUCACGGCGGCGCUCAUCUUCUUCGCCAUUUGGCACAUAAUCGCUUUCGACGAGUUGAAGACGGACUACAAGAAUCCCAUAGAUCAGUGUAACACUUUAAAUCCGCUGGUGCUUCCCGAGUACCUCAUCCACUUCUUCUUCUGCGUCAUGUUCUUCUGCGCCACCGAGUGGCUCACGCUCGUCCUCAACCUGCCGCUGUUGGCCUACCACGUCUGGAGGUACAUGAGCAGACCCGUGAUGAGCAGUCCAGGACUGUACGACCCGACGACCAUCAUGAAUGCUGACAUCCUGGCGUACUGUCAGAAGGAAGGCUGGUGCAAGCUGGCCUUCUACCUCCUCUCCUUCUUCUACUAUCUCUACGGCAUGAUCUACGUUUUGGUGAGCUCAUAAGGUUGGAAGCACCAACGAUGACAACGAAACGGGUCUGGAUGCUUGGAACUCGGAGCUGUGUGAAUACACACACACGAAAACACACACGAACACACACAAACACACUCUAGGGAGCGGCCGGAGAUCGCCACAGUCAGCAACACCAGACGCCAUCUUGAAUCUCUCGGGCGGGGCCCACACUGCAACAUUUUACGGACAGAACCGACAAGGACAUUUUUUAUUUUCCUCCCGCCCUCUCAGCCCGACUUCCUUUUUUAGGUUUCACGGCGGCUCGGGGUAGCUAGUCGAAAACGUGUGUUUACAAACUCUGUAUUUUCCCCGUGUGCGAUUUAAGAGCCGGGAUUGCGUUUUGACAGCUCACGCAGGGAAAACGGGAUGCAUUCGCCCUUUUUUAGUGUUCAUUUUGUGCGUUACACCAACUUAAAAGGUAGACUCAACAAAGCAGUGCCGCUAGUUUGUCGCUUCCUCGAAGUACUGCGGAUGAGCCGUACUGUUUAUUUGUUUUUGUUGAAUUGUACUUCAUUCUCCACUCCCUCAAUGUGUCUGUAUUUUUCUGUUCUAAUUAGUAUUUGGACGUCUCCUGCACUCCUCCCAGCGAGCUGCGCUUGUUAGCUUCAAACAAAAGAGUUGGCGGACAUUUUAUUUUGUCCAGAAACGGGGUGUAAACGAUCAUGUCGCAUCCCCACAGUGUCACCGCUUCAGUUUAUAGGAUGAAAAUAAAACAAUCUCAAUCUGUUUUA
Molecule: messenger RNA, 1357 nt
Organism: Syngnathoides biaculeatus (alligator pipefish)
Lineage: Eukaryota; Metazoa; Chordata; Actinopteri; Syngnathiformes; Syngnathidae
Gene: cnih1
Product: cornichon family AMPA receptor auxiliary protein 1
Exons: 5
Coding region: 183-617 (144 amino acids)
Biological process (GO): vesicle-mediated transport
Source: RefSeq, a predicted model, not a curated record